GCCGGGUGAAGCACCCUGGGCGGCGUUUUCUCGGGCCGGGGAUGUUGUUAACGUGAGUGCGGGCCGGAGACCCGCGCAAGGUUCUGCGAGAGUGGGUUCGGCCGGAUAUCCACCCUAGUGCGACUGGUGGUGGCAGUCGCCGAGACGAGUAGCUGCAACUGCGGAGCGAAGAGAAGAGGGGCGGGGAAGAAGAGAAAAUGGCGGCAGCGGCGGCGGGGAGGGAGGAGGAGGAAAGCGCGGUGAGGGAGCCUCUCGACCUCAUCAGGCUUAGCCUGGACGAGCGCAUCUACGUCAAGCUCCGUUCCGACCGAGAGCUCCGCGGCAAGCUCCACGCAUACGAUCAGCAUCUGAAUAUGAUACUUGGGGACGUCGAAGAAGUCGUUACUACUGUAGAAAUCGAUGACGAAACUUAUGAAGAGAUUGUCAGGACUACUAGGCGGGUUGUUCCAUUUCUCUUUGUUAGAGGGGAUGGUGUUAUCUUAGUUUCUCCACCACUCAGGACGACAUGAGUCUUUGAAGUUGCUUUGCAGAAGAUAUGUUGAACGCGCAUACACCUUUGGUGAUAUUAUUGCAGUGUAGUUUUGAUGUCAAAUAUUAACAGCUUUAGAAUUCUGUCGUGUCAUCAGAAGAUGGGAGAACUUUUAUGUGUCUCAGCUUCUAUUAAUGAUGCUUGCUCUCUACAUAUGUGGUUCUUGUGAAUUUCUUGGCAGGAAACUGAACCUACUGUACUUAAUGACGUUUCCAGUUUAAGUCUGUGUUCCCUAUA
Nymphaea colorata (pocket water lily) is the source of this 766-nucleotide messenger RNA. RefSeq names its product sm-like protein LSM3A. NCBI's taxonomy places the organism in Eukaryota, Viridiplantae, Streptophyta, Magnoliopsida, Nymphaeales, Nymphaeaceae. Gene Ontology annotation, molecular function: RNA binding. The record is from RefSeq and is a predicted model, not a curated record. Gene Ontology annotation, biological process: P-body assembly; mRNA splicing, via spliceosome. The coding region runs from base 198 to 509 and encodes 103 amino acids. Gene Ontology annotation, cellular component: Lsm1-7-Pat1 complex; U4/U6 x U5 tri-snRNP complex; P-body. The transcript is spliced from 3 exons.